AUGGAAGCAGUUAAGGACGUGACGGAGACAGUGGACCUGGGUGCACUCCUGGACGCCGGGGACGACGCCAUGGUGACACUCGAGGCAGGUGACACUCGGCUGGUGGCGCACAGGGCCGUCCUGGCGGACAGGAGCCCUGUGUUCGCGGCCAUGUUCGCGCACGACACCCUCGAGACUAGCACCGGCGCGGUGAGCAUCCCGGACGUGGGGGGCCCGGUGCUGAGGCAGCUGGUCUCCUACCUGUACACCCUGCAGGCCCCCCAGCUGCCCGGCACGGCCCCCCAGCUGCUGGCCGCAGCGGAUAAGUACGGGGUGUCGCGGCUGAAGGCGGAGUGCGAGCGGCAGGUGGCCGCUCAGCUGACUGUCGAGACCGCGGCGGCCGCAGCCGUACUCGCAGUCCGCCACUCCUGCAGUGACCCCAAGCACGCUGCACUGGCAUUCAUUAAGACCUGUCCGUUCGAGGUGAUGGCCACUCAGGGGUGGGCAGAUGCGAUGCGGAAGCAGCCGGAAGACUUGAUCGAAGUGAGCCGGUUGCUGUACGAUCCACCACCAAAAAGCAGCGCACCAGUCGUUACAGAGCUGAGUACCACAACCAGAACCACCACCACCUCCGGCGCUGCCGCUGCCGCCAACUCUGCCAGCGCACCUCGCCAGACACCUGCUGCUGCGCGGCCCACGACUCCUCCACCUGAUGAGGCAACUGUCUCUCGAAUGCGACGAGAUGAGAUGGUGGCACACGACUGCCCCUCAGAUCCACCGACACCGCCCUCAGUGGAAAACUGCUCAGGGGGUGGGCGUAACAGACAUUCGGUGAAGGCCAGAGUCAAUGCAAAUCGCAAGAAAAGUAAAAAGAAAGGGUCUAAUGCAAACCGGGACGGUGGUCUCCAGUCAGAUUCUCAGGAAGUGUCCGGCAUGGAGUGGCAUGAAAUGAAAUGA
Schistocerca serialis cubense is the source of this 936-nucleotide messenger RNA. RefSeq names its product protein roadkill-like. The transcript is spliced from 3 exons. The coding region runs from base 1 to 936 and encodes 311 amino acids. Gene Ontology annotation, cellular component: cytoplasm. The record is from RefSeq and is a predicted model, not a curated record. Gene Ontology annotation, biological process: proteasome-mediated ubiquitin-dependent protein catabolic process; regulation of proteolysis. NCBI's taxonomy places the organism in Eukaryota, Metazoa, Arthropoda, Insecta, Orthoptera, Acrididae. Gene Ontology annotation, molecular function: ubiquitin protein ligase binding.